CCAGUCUCCGAGGUGACCUGGCUACGUGUACUCUCCGUGGUACGUGGAGCAAUCCUGGACUUUGCACGUGUUCUGCAAGCCUCUCUUUAUGUUCUCUGCCAUUCUCCAGUGCGCUCUGCUCGCUUCGUGCGCUGUACGAGACCGGAUCCAGGCAUCUCCAUGUGAUACCUGCCGCCUCUGAGACGUGGGUAUAAAGAAUCAUUUCCUGUUGGACGUCUGAAACGAGCAUGGUCUUGAUCAUAAGGCAGUCAGGAGGGAUUUGGUAUUCCUGACAUGAUAAUAAUCAUACAAUGCUGAGUGACAAUAACUCUGUGAAGCUGAAAAGUGAUUGUUUGCCUCCUGUGCAAUGGUGUAAGGUAGCUGCACAUGAAGAUGAGAAGACCAAUCUGGUUUUUAAAAGGUACUCACAAACUUCUUGCACUGUUUGUGAUUGGAGGGUGCUUCCUUUAUAUCCUCAAAUUACAUUUUUACCCUGAAGAAUGUGACAGAACAAAAACACCAUAUGUGGACUUUGAUCGCGUAAAGAGAGCACAGCAAUAUGCCAGUGCUGUGUUGCAGGAACAGUGCCGACCUUCGUAUGUGAAAAAAGCAAUGGGAAAGUUAUUUGCGGAGAAAUACAGCAUGGACAUCCCUCCCUUUGUAGGAAAAAACAUGGAUGAUGAUGAAGCUCUAUUUAAAUACGGACCUCCCUUUGGAUUCCACAGGUUCUUUAAUAAGCUUAAAAAUCUUCUUGAACUCUUACCAGAGCACGAUUUGCCUGAGGAUUUGAAGUCAAAACACUGUAAGCGUUGUGUCGUUAUUGGCAGCGGUGGAAUUCUGUAUGGAUCAGAGCUAGGUCACUUACUGAAUCAGUAUGAUAUUGUUAUAAGGUUAAAUGAUGCGCCAGUUCAAGGAUACACAGAUCAUGUUGGUAACAAAACUACUAUAAGGAUGACUUACCCAGAAGGAGCUCCACUUUCUGAACAUGAGUAUCCCCCUGCUAGUUUAUUUGUGGCUGUCCUCUUUAAAAGUGUUGAUUUCAAUUGGCUUCAAGCAAUGGUAAAAAAUGAAACACUGUCUCUGUGGAUACGACUUUUCUUUUGGAAGGAAGUUGCCAAGAAAAUUCCUUUUACAUCAAAACAAUUUCGGAUUCUCAAUCCAGUCAUUGUUAAAGAGACAGCCCUGGACAUCUUAGAGUUUCCCAAACCUCGAUCAAUAUUCUGGGGUUGGGAUAAGAAUGUACCCACGAUUGGGGUCAUGGCAGUUGUUCUGGCCACGCAUUUAUGUGAUGAAGUAAGCAUAGCAGGAUUUGGGUAUGACCUGGACCAGCCCAGCACACCUUUGCACUAUUACAACAACCUCUGCAUGGCUGCAAUGAACAGACAAACGAUGCACAAUGUGACAGGUGAAACCAAAUUACUGCAAAAACUGGUCAAAGAAAAAGUUGUGAAAGACCUCACUGGUGGAAUACAUUGUGAAUUCUGCAACAAAGACAGCUAGUGAUUGAAGUGCAGCGUGGUCUGGAUUUGUUAAAUCCCCAGAGGUUUUGUUGGAACAACCUUUAAAGCUUAUAUAAAAUGGACUUGGAA
Messenger RNA from Centrocercus urophasianus (Greater sage-grouse), 1568 nucleotides. RefSeq names its product ST3 beta-galactoside alpha-2,3-sialyltransferase 5 (gene ST3GAL5). The transcript has 8 exons. The record is from RefSeq and is a predicted model, not a curated record. The coding region runs from base 367 to 1479 and encodes 370 amino acids. Gene Ontology annotation, molecular function: lactosylceramide alpha-2,3-sialyltransferase activity. Lineage: Eukaryota; Metazoa; Chordata; Aves; Galliformes; Phasianidae.